AUGGUCCUCGUCGAGAACCAGGAUUACCUCAGCCAAGAGGAGCAGCGUCUGAAAGAAGACCGGGAGCGCAAGCGGUACUGGAAGAAAUGGGGAUCAUACGUUGCUGAGAGGCAGUGGGCAACAGUGCGCGAGGAUUACUCACACGACGGAGAUGCAUGGAGUCAUUUCUCUCACGAUCACGCCCGAUCAAGAGCCUACCGCUGGGGCGAGGACGGCAUCGCCGGCGUGUCCGACACUCAUGGCAUCCAGAACGUCGCUUUCGCCUUCUGGAACGAGAAAGAUGAUUUCUUAAAGGAGCGGCUGUUUGGUCUCUCGAACCCGCAGGGCAACCACGGCGAGUCACUCAAGGAAUGCCAUUUCCACCUCGACAAUGUCCCAACGCAUUCCUACAUGAAGUACCUCUACAAAUAUCCUCAGCGAAAGUUCCCCUACGAAGACCUCAUCAAAGAGAACGCCAGACGCGGCAAGCUUGACAAAGAGUACAACCUGGUUGACACCGGCAUAUUCGACGACGACCGAUACUGGGAUAUCUUCAUCGAGACGGCGAAGGAGGCGGACGAUGAGGAGGAGCUUCUCUUCCGAGUCACGGCCUACAAUCGCGGCCCGGAGCCGGCUCCCUUGCACAUCGUGCCUCAUGUCUGGUUCAGGAACUCUUGGGCAUGGGGUCGUGAGGACCCGAAGCAGAAGCCUUCGAUACGGAAGAUUGCACCUACAACUGCCCUGACGAGCCACUCCAAACUCGGCGAGAGGUAUAUCGAACUGUCUCCGUCUCCAGGCAUCGGCAGGAGUGGUCAAGAUGUCCAGCCCCAACUUCUGUUCACCGACAAUGACACCAAUUACAAGAACCUUGGAUGGGGCGAGAACAAGACGCCCUAUGUCAAGGACGCCUUCCACAGCUACAUUGUCGACGGUAAGAAGAACGCAGUUAAUCCCAGGAACCAGGGCACCAAGAGCGCUGCGUGGUACGCCUUCGACGAGGGUGAGGGUGUUGCUCCUGGCGAGUGCGCCGUUGUCCGUUUCCGACUGUCUCGGAGGUACGAAGGCUUCGUCGACGAGGAGCUUUUCGACGACAUCAUGGAGCAAAGGAGGGCGGAAGCCGACGAAUUCUACUGGCGCAUCAGCCCCUUGCCGAUGGCCGACGAUCUGAGGAACAUUCAGCGUCAAGCUUUCUCAGGCAUGCUCUGGUGCAAGCAGUACUACAACUUCAUCUGGGAUCAGUGGGCCAACGGAGACCCUGGCAUGCCACCCCCUCCGCCAGACAGGAAAAACAUCCGCAACAAGCACUGGAAGCACAUGCACCUUGACGACAUCCUGUCCAUGCCAGACUCGUGGGAGUAUCCCUUCUUCGCCGCGUGGGAUAGUGCCUUCCACUGCAUACCCUUGGCGAUGAUCGAUCCUGACUUCGCUAAGAAGCAGCUCGACCUGUUCACCAGGGAGUGGUACAUGCAUCCCAAUGGCCAGCUGCCGGCUUACGAGUGGAACUUUGGAGACGUCAACCCCCCUGUCCACGCUUGGUCUGUGUUCCGCACCUUCAAGAUCGAGCGCAAGAUGUACGGUAGAGAGGAUUUGGACUUUCUUGAGCGUGUCUUCCAGAAGCUCUUGCUCAACUUCACCUGGUGGGUGAACCGCAAGGAUUUUGACGGCAAGAACGUGUUUGAAGGUGGUUUCUUGGGUCUCGACAACAUCGGCCUUUUCAAUCGCUCCGAUCCCCUGCCAACUGGCGGUGUUCUCGAACAGGCUGACAGCACCGGCUGGAUGGGCUUCUACUCCCUUUGCAUGCUGAACAUCUCGCUGGAACUCGCCAAGCAUCGUCGUAUCUAUGAAGACAUUGCAUCCAAGUUCUUCGAGCACUUCAUUUUGAUCAGCGAUGCCAUGCAGUACCGCCAAGGCGGCGAGGAGAAGUCUUUGUGGAAUGAGGAGGAUGGUUUCUAUUACGAUGCCAUCUCAUGGGGCGGUCCUUGGAGCCAACAGAUGCCCGUCAGGUCACUCGUCGGUCUCAUUCCCCUUUACGCCACCCUGACACUCGAGCCCGAGGUCAUCGACAAGCUCCCAGCCUUUAAAAGGCGUGUUGAGUGGUUCAUCGAGAACCGGCACGACGUGGCCGGGCGAAACAUCGCCAACAUGAAGCGUCGCGGCAAGGGAAACAGGAUGUUGUUGUCACUCGUCAACGAAGACCGUCUGAGGAAGAUCCUCAAGAGGAUGCUUGAUGAAGACGAGUUCCUCGCAGAUCAUGGCAUCCGUUCGCUGUCGAAGUUCCACAAAGACCAUCCCUACUCCAUGGACGUCAAUGGCCAGAAGUUCCAGGUCAGCUAUGUACCAGGCGAUUCCGACAGCGGCCUUUUCGGCGGAAACAGCAACUGGCGCGGUCCGAUUUGGAUCGCUGUCAACUUCCUCCUCGUCGAAUCACUUCUGCGCUUCUACAUGUUUUACGGCAACAGUCUGCAGGUUGAGUGCCCCACUGGCUCUGGUGACACUAUGCACUUGGGUCACGUCGCGGAGGAGAUCCAGCACCGUUUGCAGCAUCUUUUCGUACGCGGUGACGAUGGGCGCAGGGCCAUCAAUGACGGCAAUGAGAUGCUCGACUACGACCCGAACUGGAAAGACUACAUGUGGUACCAUGAGUUCUUUGAUGGUGACACCGGACGCGGUCUUGGUGCCAGCCAUCAGUGCGGAUGGACCGGUCUGAUUGCCAAGAUCAUCCAUGACACUGGUGUCACGUGCCGUCUCCCGCAAACACCUCGCACGCCCUCCUCAGCCGCCUCCCACUACUUCGACGACGUCUUCACGCGCGGCAAGCCCCGAAACCCGGCACGCCUCCGCCGCUCAUCCACAUCCCGCUCGAUCGGCGUGCGCAGCGACUGGAACGACUCCACCAACGGCGACGCGAACGGCAGCGCCAUCGACGAUGAAGAGGCCGAGCCCAGCAAGUCCAAGUACAAGCGCACCAACUCCAUCGGCUACCUGGACGCCGAUGCGCUGAAGAGGAAGGCGGAGGAGGAUCAGCAAGUCGCCCAUUACGUGUCGGAUCAGCUCGAGCGCAUGAAGAGCAACGACUCGGCAAUGUCGAACACGGAUGAGCUUGAGGCGCAGCUUGAUGGGUAA
Molecule: messenger RNA, 3102 nt
Organism: Coniosporium apollinis CBS 100218
Lineage: Eukaryota; Fungi; Ascomycota; Dothideomycetes
Exons: 7
Coding region: 1-3102 (1033 amino acids)
Biological process (GO): oligosaccharide metabolic process; protein N-linked glycosylation
Cellular component (GO): endoplasmic reticulum membrane
Molecular function (GO): Glc3Man9GlcNAc2 oligosaccharide glucosidase activity
Source: RefSeq, a predicted model, not a curated record